UAGUUCGGUUGGCCUGUCACUCCAUAUAAACACCGCCGGGAGUUUCCGUAGAAUCACAUUUGGCCGUCAAGUCUGAACAAUGGUUAACAUGAGCGAUCUGCAAUUGUUACCAAACUAUCCACAUUCGAAACACAGACUGUCCAGAAGGCGAACGAAUAAAAGGAAAAGGAUUUGUAGGGGUCAAUUAUCUCCAACAAAUUUGCAGACUUGAUUAAGGGAGUCCUUUUUAAAAAGGUCCAGAGUGAACCGUGUGACUGUGCGUUGCGAGAAGAUAUGACUGCCGAGUGGCUACACCUGCCCCCGCCGUACCCCCCCAGCGCGGGGCCGCUGUGUGGUGCAGAGUUGGAGGCGUGGUAUGAGGACCUGCAGGAUAUUCUGGGCUCCGAUACAGGAGGGGCGAAGCUGGCGCGCGCCCCCCCAUGUGGCGAGAAGGAACCAGAGUUCCUGGAUGUUCUGGAGAGUUGCUCCCUGACGUGGUUAACUGACGGGGGUCAGACGUGGGGAGAGGGCGUCCAGAGGGCGACUGAGCACAUCCACAACCCCCAGCCUCCACAUCACACCACCUCUUCCUCCUCCUGCUUGACUCCAGCAGAAGAGCGGAAGGUGGAGGCCAGGAGCAGCGGCGACCUGCUGCCCCCCGAGUUCUUUGAGCUGCUGAGUGAUGGAGGAGUAGGGAUGGUGGAUUCAAGCAGUGGCGGUUAUUACCACCAUCAUCAGCAGGCUAACAGCGUGUACCCCGCAUCUCCAUCGGCCAGUGAGGAAGAGUCACCCCGCGUCCCAGACUCCCCGUCCUGCUCCUCGUCCUCCGCCUCAGAGUCUCCGUCCCAGCGCUGCUCGUCCCCUUCGUCACCCGUCUCGUCCCCGUCCAUCUAUUCGCCCUCGCGCCAAGGCAAGCGCAAGAGGAGCGCCGCCAGCGAGAGGCUCAGCAACAACGGUGCCUUGUCAUCCUCGGGCGUCUCCACUCAGCGCAUGUCCUCGUCGUAUUUGUCCGCCAAAAAGAGUCGCAAAGAGAGGGAGCAGGAGAACGAGAGGAAGGUGCAGGAGCUGACGGAGCAGAACGAGCGCUUGAAAGCAGAGAUUGAGAGAUUGGGAGAGGAAGUACAACGGACGCGUCGGGCGCUCAUCGAGAGACUUGUCAACACCAGGAAGUGAAGCCAGAAAAUCUUCAAGAAUUAGAUGGAAAAAGUGUGUGCGCGCGCGCGCGUACAAAAUGCUCCUUGAGACUGGAAAGUAUGAAAACCAAAGAUAUUUUAAAGGUGGAGAGUGUGAUGAAAGUCAAAAGGGCGGCAAAGAAGAAAGACACAGCAUGUGGAAAAAGAACAGAAGGGUCUUUGUGCGUGUGCGUCAUAAAGCAGCUGGGAAUGUUUGGGGAUAAAAGGGAAAAAUGGCCGUGUAGGAAGUGUUUGAUUUGUACGUUCAUUGUCUUUCCUUCACACCAUCUUUGCAAUUCAUUGUAACGCCUCUUUUUUUUUUUAAAAAAAAAAGGGCUGCAAUCUGGCUAGCAGAGAUUAUUUGCCCCCAAGGUGCGGAGAAUGAAGGAGCUCAGGAAGUUUUCAAUAUGCGCUUUGUGAGUAUGACUAUUUUUAUGGGGGGGGGGGAUUUUUCUAUAAUCAUGUGUUUGAAUACACGAGCUACGCUUUGUAAAGGUGACCUUUUUUAUUCAUCUGGGAACUGGUGGUUUCUCUCCACUUACUAUUUUUAUAGAGCUGUAAUAAUAAUAAUAUAGUAUACUGUAUAAGUUUGUACUGUCCAAUUUGUCUACUUUUCUUAAGUCAAAUUUAUUACUACACAAAUAUGCAUGGCUUAUUAAUCAAGUUUUAUUUGAAGGCAUCUUUUCAGUUCAUGUAAUAACAAACGUGGCAAUAAAAGAAGAAAUGUU
Molecule: messenger RNA, 1879 nt
Organism: Doryrhamphus excisus (bluestripe pipefish)
Lineage: Eukaryota; Metazoa; Chordata; Actinopteri; Syngnathiformes; Syngnathidae
Gene: ddit3
Product: DNA-damage-inducible transcript 3
Biological process (GO): negative regulation of transcription by RNA polymerase II; intrinsic apoptotic signaling pathway in response to endoplasmic reticulum stress; ER overload response
Cellular component (GO): cytoplasm; CHOP-ATF3 complex; CHOP-C/EBP complex
Molecular function (GO): DNA-binding transcription activator activity, RNA polymerase II-specific; protein heterodimerization activity; RNA polymerase II cis-regulatory region sequence-specific DNA binding
Source: RefSeq, a predicted model, not a curated record